Molecule: messenger RNA, 708 nt
Organism: Bipolaris oryzae ATCC 44560
Lineage: Eukaryota; Fungi; Ascomycota; Dothideomycetes; Pleosporales; Pleosporaceae
Exons: 4
Coding region: 1-708 (235 amino acids)
Source: RefSeq, a predicted model, not a curated record
AUGGCGGAGUUUGUUGCGGAUAGGAUGGGCAUCAAUGGCAAGCAGCAGCAGCAGCAGCAGCAACGGCCUCUACCCCGGACGGGUGCACCCCUUUGGGCUCUGCUUGAUUGGAUUCACCCUGGGGCAGAAUUACACUGGGAAGGUCGAGUGUCCAUGGCAACAUGCGGAUGGCGCGCCGUCAGCUGCAAAAUUGGCGGAUGCAGGAUGGACAACGACGCCAGGCACCAGAAGGCUGCCAUUUGCUGUCGGCGUGCAAUUUACACUGGCCCGGUGGUGUUGAUGACGCAGCUCGACAAUUGCAGCACCCUCUUUGUCACGCCGUGCACGCGAGUGGAUGGGCAUGGACGGCCAUGGAUGAUGAUGAUGAUGGCAACGGUGUUGAUGAGCCGUAGUCGUAGCCGUGGCCGUGUCAAUGUUGGAGAGCUGAGAGGCAAAUUUGGCUGGCCGUGUUUGUCCCCUCGUCGCGCUCGCUCUCGCGCUCAUGUUUUCGCGCACUGUGUUAUUAGCAAUAUUGCAGCCAUCCACACCCUUCCACCCUUCCACACCCGACUUGCCUGGAUCAGCAUCACCACCCUGGUGGCGAGACCCUCCCGCUGCACCCUCUCUGAUACGGCCGUCUCCCUAGCGCGUGGUCCAAACCUGCUUGCACUUGCAAUCUACUGCGACACCGCUACUCCCGCUCCUGCACACCAAAUUUCCCAUGGGUGA